AUGUAUUCACAACUCAAAACCUUUUUAGGUUGGGGCUUGGCCCCGACCCAACUGUCAUCUCUGCCGCCAUACUUUUCAAUUACCCUUCCUCAUGUCAUUGUUGAGGACCUUCCGUCUGAGGGUUUAAGAAAGACACUCCUAGUUCCUCGAGAAGGUGGAGGAAGAAAGGGCGAGGGUCACCCCCAUUCUCCUUCCUUGGACCCCUCAUCUAGCAAGAGAAUAUUUACAGUUGCUGAGCUGAAGAUGGUGUUCGAGUUGGCUCUGUUGAGGAGGUAG
This is a messenger RNA of Ilex paraguariensis (yerba mate), 276 nucleotides long. Lineage: Eukaryota; Viridiplantae; Streptophyta; Magnoliopsida; Aquifoliales; Aquifoliaceae. The record is from the annotation of a GenBank genome assembly.